Messenger RNA from Acaromyces ingoldii, 663 nucleotides. RefSeq lists its product as hypothetical. The record is from RefSeq and is a predicted model, not a curated record. Bases 1 to 663 code for a protein of 220 amino acids. The transcript is spliced from 3 exons. NCBI's taxonomy places the organism in Eukaryota, Fungi, Basidiomycota, Exobasidiomycetes, Exobasidiales, Cryptobasidiaceae.
AUGACGCCAAAAGACCCCCAUGAAGAGAUGCAGUAUGGCAUGGAACGGAUCCACAACGCGAUCCGGGUGGCCUACGAGCAGAUCAUUGCCGUGGCGCGCGAGAGGGACGAAGCGGAGCUCAAGCGCGACCUCAGCGCUUGGCUCGGCUACGUAGGCGCAUGGGUAGAGCUGCUGAGCCACCACCACGACGUGGAGGAGAAAGCCAUCUUUCCACGGCUCAAAGAGAAAGGCUGCUACGUAGAGUCUGAGAUCGAGCAGCACCGGGCGCUCCAUCGGCAUCUUGACGCCAUGGAGGCCGCGCUGGCCGCAUGGAAGGCCAAUCCCGCCACGUACUCGUCUGCACGGCUUGUGAGCCUAUUCGAGGCCGCCGACAAGGAUCUCUUUGAGCAUCUCGACGACGAGGUCAACAAGCUGCUCGACCCAGUCAGCCUCCGGAAGCAUCUCAGCGCGCAGGACGUCAAACACAUCAACGAUGUGGCCCGCAAGGAGGCAGGCAGCAUUGGGAACCCGACUCUGGACCUGCCAUUCCUUGCUGUGCACACGCCUUCGGGAGAGCACAAGAACUUUCUCGGUCUGCCGCUCCCCGUUCGAUACAUCCUGCUGCCCGUUUGGUACUGGCAGCGGUCGCAGAUCUGGAAGUAUGCACCCUAUGGUCUCUUCUAG